AUGACGACAGACAAGCCCCCGUCUGUCACAGCCAGACAGGACGCUGGUGCUGAGAUUGCCCGUGGAGUCUGCGGCUCGUAUUUCAGGAAUUUGGCCAACUGGUGCCAGAUCAAUUCAGCUAGCAGGAACCAAACUCUCAGACUUCAAGUGGUCCGGCAGAUCUCUCUAGUCAGGUGUAUACAGGGACUUAACUAUGGUUUAACUGUGGACAACUCUUACAUCUGGGUGACCGGACUUUGUGAGGCCGAGUUCUCGGUGCUGUUGACAGAGACAAGCACAACAAAUCCUACGCUACCACAAGCACCUACCUCAACGUUGCCUAGUAAACCGUUGCCUAGCAACGAUAAGAAAGACCAGUGUGGUGCCGCCAACUACUACCGCAUCAUAGGCGGUACCGGUGCCAGCCCAUGUCAGUACCCGUGGAUGGUGAUGGUGACCAACUCCCUGACAGAGACCAUGUGUGGUGGCGCCAUCAUCGACAGCAUACACGUGCUCACAGCCGCACACUGCUUCUACGCCGCUGACAAAAGAACAGGGGAGAUGACCAAGGCACUUCCUGGACAGAUUGUUGUGUUGACCGGCUCCACGGUCAUUGACCUCAAGACUUUGACAGGGUUAAAGGUCAGAUUUGUCGCUAAGCUGUCCACGCAUGAGCUGUACAACAGUAAAACAUUAGCCAAUGACAUCGCUGUCCUGAGGCUGACCAGUCCAAUCGAGUUUGACCGCUGCCACCAGCCCGUGUGUCUGGUCAACCACACCAUGGACGUGCAUCAGGCGAGCCACUGUCGCGCCAUGGGCUGGGGCGUCAACAGCAACGAUGUGACGUCAUCAGCCCAGUCAACAUUACAGUGGAUUGACAUGCCGGUUGUUGAUGACGUCACCUGCAGACAACAGUACCGGUCCCUGGUCACGCCCUCCACGUUCUGUGCUGGAGCCAAGGGCAAGGACACAUGCCGGGGAGACUCCGGCGGUCCUUUCAUCUGUCGUGACGACGGCCCACGGUACCACGUGUAUGGUGUGGUGUCAGCUGGACUAGACCAACAGUGUGGCAACUACGUGGGUCUCUACACCAAGGUCUCCAGCUUCUUGGGCUGGAUAGGUCGGGUCACAGCGACAUAG
Messenger RNA from Physella acuta, 1119 nucleotides. RefSeq names its product chymotrypsin-like protease CTRL-1. Gene Ontology annotation, molecular function: serine-type endopeptidase activity. The record is from RefSeq and is a predicted model, not a curated record. Gene Ontology annotation, biological process: proteolysis. Lineage: Eukaryota; Metazoa; Mollusca; Gastropoda; Physidae.